Messenger RNA from Striga hermonthica, 828 nucleotides. Lineage: Eukaryota; Viridiplantae; Streptophyta; Magnoliopsida; Lamiales; Orobanchaceae. The record is from the annotation of a GenBank genome assembly.
AUGAGCCAAGCUGCCGCGUCCUUUCUCACCAACAUAGCACGCGCCGCCUUCAGCCUCGGGCUAGGCGCCACCGUCCUCAAUUCCUCUCUCUACACCGUCGACGGCGGCCAGCGAGCCGUUCUCUUCGAUCGUUUCCGAGGAGUCAUCCCUGACACUGUCGGUGAAGGAACCCACUUUUUGGUCCCAUGGCUUCAGAAACCCUUCAUCUUCGACAUCCGUACUCGCCCGCACACCUUCUCCUCCGUCUCAGGUACAAAAGAUCUGCAGAUGGUGAAUCUGACCCUCCGUGUCCUCUCCCGUCCGGAGGUGACUCGGCUGCCGGACAUCUUCAAAACCCUAGGUCUUGAAUAUGACGAGAAGGUCCUCCCGUCCAUCGGCAACGAGGUGCUCAAGGCCGUGGUGGCCCAGUUCAACGCUGACCAGCUGCUCACUGAACGGCCUCAUGUGUCGGCCCUUGUCCGCGAUAGCCUGAUUCGCAGGGCAAAGGACUUCAACAUUGUGCUUGAUGAUGUGGCAAUCACCCAUUUAUCGUACGGAGCUGAGUUCUCAAAGGCCGUUGAGCAGAAGCAGGUGGCCCAACAGGAGGCGGAGAGGUCCAAAUUUGUGGUUGCAAAGGCCGAGCAAGAGAGGAGGGCCGCAAUUAUCAGGGCUGAGGGUGAGAGUGAAUCGGCUAAGCUUAUUUCGGAUGCGACUCAGGCUGCCGGCAUGGGUCUGAUUGAGCUGAGGAAGAUUGAGGCUGCCAAGGAUAAUGCGUCCACUAUGUCUAGGAAUGGGAAUGUGUUGUAUCUCCCUGGAAACAACAACAUGCUUCUUGGGAUCAAUCGUUGA